Molecule: messenger RNA, 3443 nt
Organism: Lipotes vexillifer (Yangtze River dolphin)
Lineage: Eukaryota; Metazoa; Chordata; Mammalia; Artiodactyla; Lipotidae
Gene: ATP9B
Product: ATPase phospholipid transporting 9B
Exons: 30
Coding region: 7-3441 (1144 amino acids)
Biological process (GO): endocytosis; retrograde vesicle-mediated transport, Golgi to endoplasmic reticulum; phospholipid translocation
Cellular component (GO): endosome; trans-Golgi network; plasma membrane
Molecular function (GO): ATP binding; magnesium ion binding; ATPase-coupled intramembrane lipid carrier activity
Source: RefSeq, a predicted model, not a curated record
CAGAACAUGGCGGAACAGAUCCCUCUGUACCCGGUGCGCAGCGCGGCGGCCGCGGCCAACUGCAAACGUGCGGCCUACUUCAGCGCGGCGGGGCCCGGGCCAGGGGCAGAGCGGUCCAGCAGGUGCCAGCUGGAAGAUGAGUCUGCCCAUUUGGAUGAAAUGCCAUUAAUGAUGUCUGAAGAAGGCUUUGAGGAUGACGAAAGCGACUACCACAGAUUACCACGAGCUAGGGUCAUGCGAAGAAAGAGAGGCCUGGAGUGGUUUGUCUGUGGAGGAUGGAAGUUCCUCUGUACCAGUUGCUGUGAUUGGCUGAUAAAUAUUUGUCAAAGAAAGAGAGAAUUGAAAGCUCGUACAGUGUGGCUUGGAUAUCCGGAAAAGUGUGAAGAAAAACAUCCCAGAAAUUCUAUAAAAAAUCAGAAAUACAAUGUAUUUACCUUUAUACCUGGGGUUUUAUAUGAACAAUUCAAGUUUUUCUUGAAUCUCUAUUUUCUGGUAGUAUCCUGCUCACAGUUUGUGCCAGCAUUGAAAAUAGGCUAUCUCUACACCUACUGGGCUCCUCUGGGGUUUGUCUUGGCUGUUACUAUCAUGAGGGAAGCAAUUGAUGAAUUUCGGCGUUUUCAGCGAGACAAGGAAGUGAAUUCACAACUAUACAGCAAGCUUACAGUAAGAGGUAAAGUGCAAGUUCAGAGUUCAGACAUACAAGUUGGAGACCUCAUCAUAGUGGAAAAGGAUCAAAGAAUUCCAUCGGACAUGGUAUUUCUUAGGACAUCAGAAAAAGCAGGUUCAUGUUUUAUUCGAACUGAUCAACUCGAUGGUGAAACUGACUGGAAGCUGAAAGUGGCGGUGAGCUGCACGCAGAGGCUGCCGGCUCUGGGGGACCUUUUUUCUAUCAAUGCUUAUGUUUAUGCUCAGAAGCCACAACUGGAUAUUCAUAGUUUUGAAGGCACAUUUACCAGGGAAGAUAGUGAUCCACCCAUUCAUGAAAGUCUCAGCAUAGAAAAUACCUUGUGGGCAAGCACUGUUGUUGCGUCAGGUACCGUAAUAGGUGUUGUCAUUUAUACUGGAAAAGAGACUCGAAGUGUAAUGAACACAUCCAAUCCAAAAAAUAAGGUUGGUUUGCUGGACCUUGAGCUCAAUCAGCUGACCAAAGCGCUGUUUUUGGCAUUGGUUGCCCUCUCGGUUGUCAUGGUGACCUUGCAGGGAUUCUCAGGUCCCUGGUACCGCAGUCUCUUCCGCUUUCUCCUGCUCUUCUCCUACAUCAUUCCCAUAAGUUUGCGUGUGAACCUGGACAUGGGCAAAGCCGCCUACGGGUGGAUGAUUAUGAAAGAUGAGAAUAUUCCCGGCACAGUGGUCCGGACCAGCACCAUCCCGGAGGAGCUGGGGCGCCUGGUGUACCUGCUGACGGACAAGACAGGAACCCUCACCCGGAACGAGAUGGUAUUUAAGCGGCUGCAUCUGGGCACCGUGUCUUACGGGACGGACACAAUGGAUGAGAUCCAGAACCAGCUCAUGAAUUCCUACUCACAGAUGCAGUCUCAGGCCAGUGGGAACAAUGCCAGUUCAACACCCCCAAGAAAAGCCCAGUCCUCGGCGCCCAAGGUCAGGAAAAGCGUGAGCAGCCGGGUCCACGAGGCCGUGAAGGCUGUCGCCCUGUGUCACAACGUGACGCCCGUGUACGAGGCCCGCGGCGCGGCCGGGGAGACUGAGUUCACCGAGGCCGACCAGGAUUUCAGCGACGACAACCGCACCUACCAGGCCUCCAGCCCCGAUGAGGUGGCCCUGGUGCAGUGGACGGAGAGCGUCGGCCUCACUCUGGUCAACAGAGACCUCACGUCCAUGCAGCUGAGGACCCCCAGCGGCCAGAUCCUGACCUACUGCAUCCUGCAGACCUUCCCCUUCACGUCGGAGAGCAAGCGGAUGGGGGUCAUCGUCAGGGACGAGUCCACGGCAGAGAUCACGUUCUAUAUGAAAGGUGCCGACGUUGCCAUGUCCACCGUCGUCCAGUAUAAUGACUGGCUGGAGGAGGAGUGCGGCAACAUGGCCCGCGAAGGCCUGCGCACCCUCGUGGUGGCCAAGAGGGCGCUGACGGACGAGCAGUACCAGGACUUCGAGAACCGCUACAACCAGGCCAAGCUGAGCAUCCACGACAGGACGCUCAAGGUGGCCGCCGUGGUGGAGAGCCUGGAGCGGGAGAUGGAGCUACUGUGCCUGACGGGGGUGGAGGACCAGCUGCAGACGGACGUGCGGCCCACCCUGGAGAUGCUGCGCAACGCGGGCAUCAAGAUAUGGAUGCUGACGGGUGAUAAACUGGAGACGGCCACGUGCAUCGCCAAGAGUUCUCACCUGGUGUCUCGAACACAGGACACACACGUUUUCAGGCCGGUAACCAGUCGGGGAGAAGCCCAUUUGGAGCUGAAUGCCUUUCGAAGGAAGCAUGACUGUGCACUGGUCAUAUCCGGGGACUCCUUGGAGGUCUGCCUGACGUACUACGAGCACGAGUUCGUGGAGCUGGCCUGCCAGUGCCCGGCCGUGGUCUGCUGCCGCUGCGCACCCACACAGAAGGCCCACAUCGCCAAGCUGCUGCAGCGGCACACGGGCAGACGCACGUGCGCCAUCGGUGACGGAGGGAACGACGUGAGCAUGAUCCAGGCAGCGGACUGCGGGAUCGGGAUCGAGGGGAAGGAGGGCCGGCAGGCCUCGCUGGCGGCCGACUUCUCCGUCCCGCAGUUCAAGCACAUCGGCCGCCUGCUCGUGGUGCACGGGCGCAGCAGCUACAAGCGGUCGGCGGCACUCAGCCAGUUCGUCAUGCACCGCGGCCUCGUCAUCUCCACGAUGCAGGCCGUGUUUUCCUCCGUCUUCUAUUUCGCGUCCGUCCCUCUGUACCAGGGAUUCCUCAUGGUGGGGUAUGCGACGGUCUACACCAUGUUCCCUGUCUUCUCCCUGGUGCUGGACCAAGACGUGAAGCCCGAGAUGGCAAUGCUGUACCCAGAGCUGUACAAAGACCUCACCAAGGGAAGAUCCUUAUCCUGUAAGACCUUCCUCGUCUGGGUUUUAAUCAGUAUUUACCAAGGCGGCAUCCUCAUGUUCGGGGCCCUGGUGCUUUUCGAGUCCGAGUUUGUGCACGUGGUGGCCAUCUCCUUCACGGCCCUCGUCCUCACGGAGCUUCUGAUGGUGGCCCUGACCGUCCGGACGUGGCACUGGCUGAUGGCGGUCGCUGAGCUGCUCAGCCUUGGCUGCUACGUGGCCUCGCUCGCUUUUCUAAAUCAAUAUUUUGGCACAGGCAGGGUGUCUCGUGGAGCCUUCUCGGAUGUUCCCUUCAUCGCGACUCUGACCUUCGUGUGGAAAGUGUCAGCGAUCACGGUGGUCAGCUGUCUUCCUCUCUACGCCCUGAAGCACUUGAAGCGGAGGCUGGCCCCUCCCAGCUACUCCAAGCUCUCCUAGGG